Messenger RNA from Cyclopterus lumpus (lumpfish), 8016 nucleotides. It is a transcript of the gene plxnb1b, whose product is annotated as plexin b1b. The coding region runs from base 690 to 7466 and encodes 2258 amino acids. Gene Ontology annotation, biological process: regulation of GTPase activity; semaphorin-plexin signaling pathway involved in axon guidance; negative regulation of cell adhesion. The transcript is spliced from 40 exons. Gene Ontology annotation, cellular component: semaphorin receptor complex. NCBI's taxonomy places the organism in Eukaryota, Metazoa, Chordata, Actinopteri, Perciformes, Cyclopteridae. The record is from RefSeq and is a predicted model, not a curated record. Gene Ontology annotation, molecular function: semaphorin receptor activity; protein binding.
CCCACCACCACCACUCACCCGCUACAUGUGGGGGAAGAAACCUGCCGAGUAAAACCAGGCAGAGGAAAAUAAACAUUGCCAAGUAUCACUUUUUACUACAUGGACUAAGCGCGCUAUUUUUUUGUCUCUCCUCUCACUCAGGCGCUAGGUGUGUAAACUAGUGAAAGUUUGAUGCCCGAGAGGACAUUUGCACGCCUGGACUGAGCGACAAUGGGAUUUGUGAGAAUCACGUUAUCGGUCCUGGCGGAUUGGUCUGCAUAACGUUUCCCAGCACCGGUCGCAGACACAUGGGAUACUCUCAAUGAAACCAGCGAGAACGUGUUUGCGUCGCCAGAACGAGGAGUAAACCAGCGUUGGGAGCAAGUGACUGAAGAGUUGUCCCCGGGGCAAGGUUUGGACAAAUCCACAUGGGAGCCGUGGACCUAUAGGAAAUGGCUGCAAAAGAGCACUGAACUUCAGCAGGUCACCUGUCACCAUUGAGAGCCACCCUCUCCUGCCAUCGUGGCUCAAACCUGGGAACUCCACAUCUUGUCGCUGUCUGUGACCAGGGGCUAACCUCAUCCCAUCAGCGGUGGAACACAGAGGAUCAGGUUGCAUCCAGAGGUGUGUGCUUUUAAACCUAAGCAGCUGAGAGGUCAAGAGGUGACAUGCCUCUGUAAAACACCACUGGAAACAAAUGCUCUGCUGCCAUGCCUCCGUGGAUUGCGCGUCGUCUUUCAGGGUUAGCGGUCCAGACGCUGCUUUCACUCCUACUGCUAGCCGUCGGCUGGCCCUUCACCUCCUUACCUAAUGGUGUUGCCCAAGGAUCAGACCCGUCGCCCUCCAGCCUUUACCCCACCUUUAUCCGGAACGACACUCUGUUUGAGCACUUGGCCCUACAUCCCGACCCCAGUGUGAGUCGGGUCUACAUCGGGGCCCGUGAUCGCCUGUUCCAGUUGGAUCGGUUCCUCCAACCUGAACUUGAGGCUAACACCGGACCUGUCACAGACAGUCGGGAGUGUUUACCUCCUGUAACAGAAAGCAACUGCCCUCAGGCCAGGCUCACAAGCAACCACAACAAGCUCCUACUUGUCGACCCGUACUCCAUGGAACUCAUCACAUGCGGGAGUGUCAACCAAGGAAUCUGCCAGAAACGUAAUCUGAAUUCUGUGGAUGACGUACGUUUCUCUACAGAGAGGCCCGUGGAUACUCAAUACGUAGCAGCUAACCACCCCAACGUUAGCACCGUGGGACUCGUGGUUCGCUCUCAUCCUGACAGACAGCCAGUACUGUUUGUGGGGCGGGGUUACACCAGCAGCCACCCACCUAUUUCCACACGUAACCUUGCCAAGACACCCAUCUUUUCUUACGAGGAGACCGCCAAGUUGGCCGUGGCGGGCCGUCUCUCGGAAUACGACCAUCAUUUUGUAGCAUCAUUUGCCCACCGUCAACAUGUAUACUUCCUCUUCUACAGGCGGGACCUAAAGUCACAGUCACGGGAGUACCGCACCUACGUCUCUCGUGUUUGCUUGGACGACCAGGCAUACUACUCGUACGUGGAAGUGCCCUUGACUUGUCGUUCCGGGGCAGGGAAAAUUUACAACCUCUUGCAGGCUGUCCAGCUUGGCCUCACCAAGGAUGGCACGGCGAGUCAAGGCUCAGAAGUUCUUCUCGGUGUCUUCUCCACCCUCCACCCAUCGACUCGGCCCAGUGAGGACUCUGCCCUCUGUAUGUUUAACCUCAAAGACGUGGACAGCAGGAUUAACUCCACCAGAGACCUGUGCUACACACAGAUGGGUAGAGAAGCGGGACUGGAGGCGGCCUACAUCGAGUAUGAAGUCAAAUCCAACUGUGCCAACCUGCCAGAGAACACUCUGGAUGCGUACCCCUGCGGCUCUGACCACACCCCCAGCCCGAUGGCCAGCAGGAUGCCCGUGGAGGCGGAGACCAUAUUGGACAGUCCGUCCGCUCGCCUCACCGCCGUGGCCGUCAGCGUGAGGCCGGGACACACCAUCGCCUUCCUGGGAGAUUCCAAAGGAAACCUGCACAAGGUGUUCCUGGGGCCAAAGGGCGAAGUGGAGGAGUACUCCGUCUUGUCCAUUCAGCAGAACACAGCCAUCAGUUCGGACCUCAUCCUGGACCAGAAAGAGGAACAUCUCUUCAUCAUGACUCAGAACAUGCUGCAGAAGAGGCCCGUGGCUGAAUGCCAGCAGCACCCAGACUGCCACUCCUGCCUGCUGGCCCACGACCCCUACUGUGGCUGGUGUGUCCUGGAGGGAAGGUGUGUGUUGCAGUCUGAGUGUUCUCGUGGGAAGCAGCCAGGUCAGUGGCUGUGGAGCUUCGACAUGGAGCAGCAGUGUCUGGCCAUCCAGGACCUCAACCCUUCCAACGUCAGCAGGGAGGAGAGCCGGACGGUGUCUCUGUCAGUCGCCGGCCUUCCAGUGUUAGAGAAAGGCGAAUCCUACUCCUGCGUCUACCAGGACAGCCACAGUCCUGCCGUUGUCACCGAAACCGGGGUCACCUGCCAUUCUCCCGACACCAGCCGAGUACCCAUGGUGCCUCCGGGACAGGACUUCAUCACAGUCACCCUGUCUCUUCGAUUUGGCGACGUCACCGUCACAGCGAGGGAUUUCACCUUCUACGACUGCACGGCUGUGAAGCAGCUGUCUGGCAGUGUGCCUUGCCGUGGUUGCGCUCUGAGCCGAUGGGGCUGUAACUGGUGCGUUCACCAGCACUUGUGCACCCACAAGCCCAUCUGUGAGGAGGGGGUGAUCAUUUACAACCAACACUUUAAACUCCCCACCUCGGCUCCUCCCACAACCAAACCCAUUAAAGUCACCACAACAGCCUCUACCACAACGGCUCUGACAACCAGCACCACGACGACCACCACAACAACCCCCACAACCACAACAACUAUCGCCACGACAACAACCAUUGCUACGACAACAACGACCGCAGCUCCUGUCACUGUGGCAACCACUCAGGAGCCAACCAUCCCUCCUGCACCCACGACCACCACCAGCCCUGAGCCACCCACCACAAUGCCCCAUCAGCCUGCCAGCAUCCUGCCAUCCACCACACCAGCACCCACUCCAACUCCGCCCCCAAAGGUCACCACCGGGAUGGAAAAGGAGACUGAAGCGGGAGAGCUUUUUGUUGACACAGAAGGUGCCACGGCCACACAUACUGUCGUCAUGGUAGCCACGGAGUUGGUGCCAGCCACCGUGGCUGAUGGUCUAAGUGGAGAUCUGAACCCUGUGGUGCCUUUGAUCAUCCCGCCCCACGAAACAGAUUCCUCCCCCUUGGAAGUGGUGACGAAGUCACCCCCGAGCGACACCCAGGAGGCUGAGGGAGCUCUGAGCCUGGCGGAGCCUCCCACCAUGGCCUCAUCUGGCUUCUCCCUGCCCACGCCCUUCCCUCUGGGUGAACCUGGCGACAACGAGCCCCCCCUCUACCUGGACCUGACCCAGACCCCCACCCUGAUGCCCACACAAGACUCCCAGACUGAGGCAGGAAUCCAAGGCACUGACCCUGAGGAGCUCCUCGGGCCAAAAGAAGAAGAAGAGGACUUUCGCGCAGAGAGCGCCGUCCAGUCAGAAAACGACAAUGCCACAUUUUCCGCGUCCACUGUGUUGUCAGGUGACGGGGAGGUUGACCACGCCCCCCAAACAUACCCCCACCUGCUGGAUACUGACUCAGAGCUGGACUACCAGUAUGAUCCAGCUGACGCCUUCCUCCCGGGGGACGAGGGCUCCUAUGUCAGCUGGGGUUCUUCUGCGUGUCCCUGUGUGGAGAAGGUCCAGGGUUCAUCACUGCUCCCUGUCAGAGUGGAGAGGAAGAUCACCUUACUGGCCCGCAACCUGCAUCUCUACCAGGAUAUGGAGCUGGACUAUGAGUGUGUGCUGGUCAUCGAGGGGCAGACAGUGGUGGUGGACGCCUACGUGGAGACUGAUGACAUGAAUCCAUCAAAUUUUGACAUCACCUGUCAACUACACCAGUACACAUAUUCUGCUCCAGUGGAAGAAUACAAUGCCAUGGUGUAUGUGAAGAGGAGAGACACCUUUCAUGUCGACAGCUCUCCUGAUCUAUACGUGACUCUGUACAACUGCGCUGUGGGCCGCUCUGACUGCAGCCGUUGCCACACAGCCGACCACAAAUACGGUUGUGUGUGGUGUGGCGGCGCUCAGGCCAGCUGCUUGUAUUCAGACUCGUGUAGCGAACCCGUACAGCAGACAUGCCCCGCCCCUGUCAUCCACUCCAUUGAGCCACUCUCUGGUCUGUUGGAAGGCGGCACCAUGGUGACCAUCUCAGGCUCCAACCUGGGCCAGAAGGCUGAGGACAUCCUCCACUCGGUGUCAGUAGCCGGGAUUCCCUGCACUGUCAUCCCCAGCCUCUACGAGGUCUCCUCCAGGAUUGUCUGCAGAACCAAAGCCAGUGGUGGAGAGAAGGUGGGCCACAUGUCUGUAAAAGUGAGCGGAGGAGAGUUUGGUCUGUCCAGCCAGACUUUCAGCUACCAGGACCCAUUUGUGAUGGGGGUGUCUCCUGAAAGGGGGCCCAAAGCCGGAGGGACGACCCUGACUAUAAUCGGACGAAACCUGUUAACAGGACGUCCCUCUGACCUCGCCAUCACUGUGGGAGGGGUGCACUGUAACAUUGUGUCAGAGGUGCAGAUUUCCAGUGUUCAGUGUGUGACAGGCAGCAGUAAUAAGACCGGAGACCAGCGGGUCACCCUGCGUUACGGCAGCAGCCUGCGGCACCUCCACACCAUAGCCUACCGCUACACCCACAACCCCAACAUCACCCACGCCACGCCGGCAAGAGCUUCCUUGAGUGACGGUGGUCGGCUGAUCUACGUGUCGGGCCACAACCUGGACGUGGUGCAGGAGCCCCGGAUGGUGGUGACCACCUCUCCCUUCGGGUCCAUCAGCCAGAAUAAAAGGAGGAAGCGGGGGAGGAGGAAGAGGAGUGUGGAGAGGACUCUGCGGAGGCCAGCGAGGAUGGUCCCUGAGCCUAUAUGUUCUAGAGGGCUGCUCUGCUCCGUCAAACAGUUCACAGAGCGCUGUGAGGUGAACUCCUCCUCCCUGAUCCUCUGCCGCUCUCCUAUGGUGGACUCCUCCUUCCGGGGGUCAAAGGUCACCGCGGAGUUCUUGCUGGACAACCUGCGCUUUGACUUCAGCAGUCUGAACUCGCAGACCUUCAGCUACGAGCCCAACCCCGUCCUGCGGCCCCUGAACCAGCAGGACCCUUUGAAGGCCUACCGCUACAACCCAGGCAGCUUCAUCCAGCUGGAGGGGGAAAACCUGGACCUGGCCAUCACUAAGGACGAAGUGGUGGUGCUGGUUGGGGAGGGUGUGUGUGCCGUUAAGACCCUGACUAAAAACCAUCUGUACUGCGAGCCGCCGCCUCAGCAACCAUCACCAGGACCCAACGGCAAGAGGCGCGAGGGCUCUGACGUCCUGCCUGAAUUCACAGUCCAAAUGGGCAACCUGAACUUCUCCCUGGGUAAGGUUCAGUAUGACAACCUCAGCCUGUCCACCUUUCCCCUGGAGGCUCAGAUUGGAGUUGGGGUUGGGGCGUCCAUAGUAGCCCUCAUCGUCCUCAUCAUCGUGCUCAUUUACAGGAGAAAGAGUAAGCAGGCUCUGAGAGACUACAAGAAGGUCCAGAUCCAGCUGGAGAACCUGGAAACCAGCGUGAGAGACCGCUGCAAGAAAGAGUUUACAGAUUUGAUGACAGAGAUGAUGGACAUGUCCAGCGACCUGGUGGGCUCCGGCAUCCCUUUCCUUGACUACCGGAGGUACGCCGAGCGCAUCUUCUUCCCUGGCCACCGGGAGUCUCCGCUGAGACGAGACCUCGACGUCCAGGAGUGUCGGAGGCAAACGGUGGAGCAGGGCCUGGUGCAGCUGUCCAACCUGCUCAACAGUAAACUUUUCCUCACCAAGUUCAUUCACACUCUGGAGAGCCAGCGGACUUUCUCUCCCAGAGAUAGGGCCUACGUGGCCUCCCUGCUGACGGUGUCGCUGCACGGUAAACUGGAGUACUUCACCGACAUCCUCAAGACACUCCUCAACGACCUGGUGGAGCAGUACGUGGCCAAGAACCCCAAACUGAUGCUGCGACGAACGGAGACAGUGGUGGAGAAGCUGCUGACCAACUGGAUGUCCAUCUGCCUCUAUGCUUUCCUCAGGGACUCAGCAGGGGAGUCUCUCUACAUGCUGUUCAGGGCCAUAAAGCACCAGGUCGAUAAAGGGCCGGUGGACGCUGUGACCGGCAAGGCCAAGUACACCCUCAAUGACAACCGCCUGCUGCGAGAGGACGUGGAGUACAAGACCCUGACUCUGAAUGUUUUGGUGCAGGGCGGCGCAGUGAACGAGAGCCAGCCGCUGCCCUCCAAAGUGCUGGACUGUGACACCAUCACACAGGUGAAAGAGAAGCUGCUGGACCAGGUGUACAAGGGCACCUCCUUCUCCCACCGACCCCACGCGGACUCGUUGGACCUGGAGUGGCGCUCUGGUGUUGCCGGCCAUCUCAUUCUGUCAGAUGAGGACUUAACAUCAGUGGUUCAGGGCAAUUGGAAACGCCUCAACACGCUGCAGCACUACAAGGUCCCAGACGGUGCGACGGUAGCGCUGGUCCCUCGCAACACCAAACACAUUCACCAUGACAACCACGACUACGUGGCAGGAGAGAAGACUCCGAUGCUGGAAGAUGCAGAUGAAGGUGGAGUGAGGCUGUGGCAUCUGGUGAAAGCCAGCGAGGAGCCUGAGCUGCCCAAACACCGCCGAGGCAGUCUGAGGGAGAGAGAGAGGGCCAAGGCCAUCCCUGAGAUCUACCUUACCCGCCUGCUGUCCAUGAAGGGGACGCUGCAGAAGUUUGUAGACGAUCUGUUCACAGUGAUCCUCAGCACCAGUCGCCCCGUCCCGCUGGCCGUCAAAUACUUCUUCGACCUGCUGGACGACCAGGCGGCAAAACACGGCAUCUCCGACCCGGAGACAAUACACAUAUGGAAGACCAACAGUCUCCCUCUGCGUUUCUGGAUCAACAUUGUGAAGAACCCUCAGUUCAUCUUUGACGUCCAGGCGUCGGACCACGUGGACGCCGUGCUGACUGUCAUCUCCCAGACCUUCAUGGACUCGUGCACCAUCGCUGAGCACAAGCUGGGACGGGACUCUCCCAUCAACAAGCUGCUGUAUGCCAGAGACAUCCCACGCUACAAGCAGAUGGUAGAAAGGUACUAUGCUGACAUCCGGCAGACCAUCUCAGCCAGCGACCAGGAGAUGAACUCUGCUCUGGCCGAACUGUCCAGGAACUACUCCGGAGAGCUGAACUACCUGGUCGCACUGCACGAGCUUUACAAGUACAUCAACAAGUACUACGACCAGAUCAUCACUGCGCUGGAGGAGGACCCCACGGCCCAGAAGAUGCAGCUUGGUUACCGGCUGCAGCAGAUCGCGGCCGCCGUGGAGAAUAAAGUCACUGACUUGUGACAAAGGACAGCACCCACCAGAGCUGCAGCAAACGGAGUGGGCCGGGAAGAGGGUGGCGGAGCAACAGACGUGCGCCCUGCAGGUUUAACUGAAACGCAGGAGAGCGACAAACCCUUCCUUUUUCAGGAGGAAGGGGUCGAGUGAAGGAGCCGUGGCUCUUUUGGAGAAACGGCGAGGAUCAGAAGUUACCGUUGGUGUAGACUGAGGAUCCAUCUGUGACUUCAGUCCAGACACUCGAAGCAGGACAGCACAUGGACACAGAACAAAUCUGAACAAAGACGCAUGCUGUCCCUGCGUUAACUUUAUGAAUAGACACUUGGAGUGAAAAAAUGUGGCAUUUAAUCUCUACACAAGUAGCAGCUAUUCCAGCUGGUCUACAGUCAGCUGAUCUGAAGACUGAUUCCAAUGUUUCCCCUCCGAGUCCAUUUUAUGAAGCGGUACCUCUUAUGCCUUGUGUGUGUGCUUCUCGCUGCUGUAUUGUCAGAAGUCAUUUCUUUCUUUCUUUCGCUGUGUGUGUGUGUGUGUGUGUGUGUGUGUGUGUGUGUGUGUG